Lactuca sativa (garden lettuce) is the source of this 1928-nucleotide messenger RNA. Its product is annotated as putative flavin-containing monooxygenase 1. The record is from RefSeq and is a predicted model, not a curated record. Lineage: Eukaryota; Viridiplantae; Streptophyta; Magnoliopsida; Asterales; Asteraceae. Gene Ontology annotation, molecular function: NADP binding; flavin adenine dinucleotide binding; N,N-dimethylaniline monooxygenase activity.
UAUUGAGAUUCCAUCGCCGGAAACAUGGAUAAAAAACAAGUGGCGAUCGUCGGAGCCGGAAUCAGUGGCCUCCUCGCUUGUAAAUACUGCCUUACCAAAGGCUUCAACCCCAUUGUCUUCGAGUCGGAAUCCGGCAUCGGUGGCGUAUGGGCUAAAACCUUCAAAUCCACCAGGCUCCAGGCUCCAAAACCUUUGUACCAGUUUUCCGACUUCCCAUGGCCGCCUUCUGUCACCGACGACUUCCCUACCCACCAACAAAUGCUAGACUACUUCCGGUCCUACGCCAUCCAUUUUGAUCUCAUACCUCACAUCAAAUUACAUUCACGAGUCAAGGGAAUCAGCUACGACGGACCAUCAUCGGAGCCAUGGUCCCUAUGGAACAGCACCGGCGAACCAUUUCCACCUAACGGAAAAUGGAAUGUCACCGUUGAAAACACUGAAACUGCCACAAACCAGGUUUACACCGUGGAUUUCGUGAUUCUCUGUUUAGGAAGAUUUAAAGACGUUCCAAACAUACCGGAAUUCCCCGCCGGAAAAGGCCCUGAAGUUUUCCGAGGCCAGGCGAUUCACUCCAUGGAAUACGCUGCAAUGGAUAAUGAAAAAGCUGCUGAAUUCGUGAAAGGGAAGAGGGUCGUCGUCGUGGGGUUCGGGAAAACAGGACUCGACAUUGCAAGAGAGUGCUCCUCAAUCAACGGUCCAGAACAUCCAUGUAAGAUAGUAUAUCGACGUGAUCACUGGAAGCUCCCGGAUUGGGCUCCAUGGGGAAUCCCAUUCACAUAUUUAUACUUCAAUCGCUUCUCGCAGCUUUUGGUUCAUAAGCCCGGCGAAGGUCUUCUCCUAAAUCUCAUCGCCACUUUACUUUCACCUCUAAGUUGGGGAAUCUCGAAACUUGUGGAAAACUACAUCAAAAAGAAACUUCCGAUCAACAAAUACGACAUGGUGCCACAGCAUAGCUUUUCGAAAGACACCCGUGCAUGUUUAAUUACGUAUAUGCCUAAUCCUGAUGAGUUCUUCGAUGAGGUUGAGAAAGGAAGCAUCAAGUUGAAGAAAACACAAAGUUUCAGCUUCUACGACAAUGGUAUUUCGAUUGAAGACGACAAAACACGUAUAGAAGCAGAUAUUGUAAUAUUCGCAACUGGAUUCAAAGGCGUAGAAAAGCUAAAAAACAUUUUCGAAUCAUCAACGUUUCAGAAAUUCAUCUCUGGUUCACCACGAGUCCCUCUUUACAGGGAAUGCAUUCAUCCACGCAUACCGCAGUUAGCAAUAAUUGGAUUUUCAGAGGGUCUUUCGAAUCUGUACGUAUCAGAGAUGAGGUCGAAAUGGGUGGCAGCGCUUCUUGAAGGUGCGUUCAAGCUACCGAGUGUUGAUGAGAUGCAGAAGGAUAUUGCAAGAUGGGAUGAAUAUAUGAAGCAAACAACUGGGGAAUACCAUUAUCGGUCGUCAGUUGGUGCUUUAGAGAUAUGGUACAAUGAUCAACUGUGCAGAGAUAUGGGUAUGAAUCCUAUGAGAAAGAAUGGAGGAUUGGCUAACCUUUUUGAGCCUUAUGGUCCCAUGGAUUAUGCCUAAUGAUGUGCCCGAACAGUCAUGCAUCAUGGUCCAUCUUUUUUUUUUUUAAUCAAAUCAAUAAUAUUAACUUUUGGUAAGAAUGUCAAGGAGUCGGGUGUUAUCAAGUGUUGGGCUUGAUCCUAUUUGAUUUAUUAAGGUAGGUACAUGUUGUAUUAUGAUUGCAACCAUGUAUGAAAGAUGAUAGAUUAAAUGGUUGGAUAUCUCGCCUAAAUCAAAGCAGAAUGUUUCGUAGUUUGUCACAUUCUGUAAAGGGUCCACACAAGUUUAAUUUGUAGGGUCUUAUUGUGAAAUAUGUGGUCGUUUGAAUAUUUUUCAAAUUUGUGGUUACUUUGUUAAAUUUGUGGUUAACUUAUUUGGUUAAA